Vicia faba (fava bean) is the source of this 633-nucleotide messenger RNA. The record is from the annotation of a GenBank genome assembly. NCBI's taxonomy places the organism in Eukaryota, Viridiplantae, Streptophyta, Magnoliopsida, Fabales, Fabaceae.
AUGGGUAACCAUGGUUGUGCUGCUGGAAGCAGUCACAGAACUGUUAACAUGAAAUGUUCCGAACACAAGCUUCCCUUACUUUGCGGUCUUCCUUUCCUGGAGAGAAGAGCAUCCCAAACUGCACACUUAGUUGCCGGGAGAUCUGGGAAGCAUCUCUUCCUCAUGGACAGUGAUGGUGGAAAACCUCCUCUGCUCCUGCGGAUGGUUGAUGACUCAGACGAUUUAAAAUUUAUGUCAGCUUUGCAUGCAUUCAAGCGUCGGGUGGCAUAUGCAAAUGCGAAUUAUGAUCAGAUGGUUGGAUGGCGUACCUCCUCGAUUCGCCGUCAACACGAACUUCCAAAGUCAAAUCUUAUUGUAAAUGAUGAUAAAUACCCACACAUUGUUUAUGUUGAAGGAGAUAACACUAACGGCAUUUACAAUACAGAGUCUUCAAAUGUUGGAGGCCAAACAGCUGAUUUAGAAGAGAAGAUGAUAAGGGGUCUGACUAAGGUAUCUUGGGAGCGUGUGGAUGUUAGCUUUGAGACAAGUAAACAGCGAUAUGUUGCUCACAGUACAAUUCAGGUGAAAACGUACUGGCUGAAUUCAGAUGGUGCUGAUGUGGUUUACCAUAUGAUAGACAACUUCCAUCUUUGA